Cryptosporidium muris RN66 is the source of this 972-nucleotide messenger RNA. RefSeq lists its product as uncharacterized. The transcript has a single exon. Gene Ontology annotation, biological process: tRNA wobble uridine modification. The record is from RefSeq and is a predicted model, not a curated record. Gene Ontology annotation, cellular component: nucleus; cytoplasm. Lineage: Eukaryota; Apicomplexa; Conoidasida; Eucoccidiorida; Cryptosporidiidae. The coding region runs from base 1 to 972 and encodes 323 amino acids. Gene Ontology annotation, molecular function: tRNA binding; S-adenosylmethionine-dependent methyltransferase activity.
AUGGUAAAGAAAUAUAAAAAAAGUAAUGUUAUAAUUAAUAUAAAACCUUCAGAUAAACAGUGUAAGCCAGUUAAAGAGGUAUUUCCUGAUACUAUUGAUAAAAGUGAUAAUAUGUUAUCAAUAAAUUAUGAAUUAUUAGAAUCAAAGUAUGUUCAUGAUGUAUAUGAAACUAUGGCAGAACACUUUUCACAUACUAGAAGCAUACCGUGGCCAAAAGUAAAAAAUUUUCUUGCUUCAUUUUCACCUGGUUCUAUUAUUUUAGAUGUAGGAUGUGGAAAUGGAAGAUAUCUUGAAUGUACAAAAAAUUUAAAUAUAUUUUUAAUAGGUGUCGAUAGAUGUAAAUCAUUGAUUGAAAUCGCAAAAACAAAAAAUUCUUCUUCAGCAUUAUUUAUAGAUGAUUGUACUCAACUUAAUAUCAGAUCUCAUAUUUUUGAUGGAAUUAUAUGUAUUGCAGUAAUUCAUCACCUUUCUAAUAGUGAAAGGAGAAUUCAGGCUGUUUCUGAAUUAAUCAGAUGUGCUAAAAAAAGUGGUGGAAAGAUUCUUAUAUAUGUAUGGUCAUGGAAUCAAGUAGCUGAUACUGUUGGUGUUAGAGCUGUUACAUCAAAAGAUAGUCUAGUACCAUGGCACUUACAAAAAAAGUAUUCAAAGUUGGGAAAUGAGAAAAAUAAUGAUUAUGUAAGAAAUGUAAUUAUAGAUCAAGAUAAUAAAGAAAUUACACAUAAGUCUUUAACUACACCAUAUAAAACCUAUAAUUCAUCUAAUAAUAAAAAACACAUUAUACACGUACAUCCUGAGAGAUAUUUAAUUCCACUUCAAAGAUACUACCAUUUCUUUGAAGAGUAUGAAAUAAUAGAUAUAUGUAAUCAUGGUAUAAAUCUUUAUCAUUCCCAAACAGAAGAUAAGAGUAUUAUAUCUAUUAAGCAAAUAUAUUUUGAUUCAAAUAACUGGGCUAUUGAAUUGGAAAAAAUCUGA